Messenger RNA from Columba livia (rock pigeon), 6402 nucleotides. RefSeq names its product inositol polyphosphate multikinase (gene IPMK). The transcript has 6 exons. Gene Ontology annotation, biological process: inositol phosphate biosynthetic process. The record is from RefSeq and is a predicted model, not a curated record. Gene Ontology annotation, cellular component: nucleus; cytoplasm. Bases 162 to 1466 code for a protein of 434 amino acids. NCBI's taxonomy places the organism in Eukaryota, Metazoa, Chordata, Aves, Columbiformes, Columbidae. Gene Ontology annotation, molecular function: inositol-1,4,5-trisphosphate 3-kinase activity; inositol tetrakisphosphate kinase activity.
GGGGUGGGCGGGGCGGCGCGGAGCGGCGCGGGGUGAUGGAGCCGCCGGCCCUCGCCGCCCGCGCUCCGGCACGCAGCAACCGCUGAGGCCCGCUCGCCGCUGCCGCCCGUCGGAGCGCAGCCGCCGCUCGCCUCCUGCCGCCACCCCCGCACCUCCGGGACAUGGCCACGGAGUCCCCGCGGCCGGCGCUGCCCGCGGCGGGGCGCCCCGAGGGCGGGCGCGGGCGCUGCGCGGGCGGCGGGCGCGGCGAGGCGGAGGAGGCCGCGGCCCAGCCGGCGCUCGGCGCUUCCCCGUGCCCCGCGGCGGCGGGGGGGGGCCGGCGGCGGGGGCUGAACGGCUGCGUGCCGCUGUCACACCAGGUGGCCGGGCACAUGUACGGCAAGGAUAAAGGCGGUAUACUGCAGCAUCCAGAUGGGACUGUCCUGAAGCAGCUGCAGCCCCCGCCUCGCGGUCCCAGGGAGCUGGAGUUCUACAAGAAGGUUUAUGACUCCGACUGUUGCGACAGCAUUCUUCUGGAGCUGCGGGAAUAUCUGCCAAAAUACUUUGGUGUCUGGUCACCACCUACUGCACCAAAUGAUACAUAUCUAAAACUGGAAGAUGUGACCCGUAAGUUUAAUAAGCCUUGCAUAAUGGAUGUAAAAAUAGGUCAGAAAAGUUAUGAUCCGUAUGCUUCAGCUGAGAAGAUACAGCAGCAGGUCAGCAAGUACCCGCUGAUGGAAGAGAUUGGCUUUUUGGUACUUGGCAUGAGGGUUUACCACAUCUCUUCUGACAGCUACGAGAUGCAGAACCAGCACUAUGGAAGGAGCUUGACAAAGGAAACAGUAAAGGAUGGCAUCUCAAAGUUUUUCCACAAUGGGUGCUGUUUGAGAAAGGAUGCAAUAGCUGCCAGCAUUCAGAAGAUUGAAAAGAUUUUGGGGUGGUUUGAGGGCCAGAAGCAACUCAACUUUUAUGCAAGCUCAUUGCUCUUCGUUUAUGAAGGUUCCUGUCAGGCAACAACUGUGCGGUUGAGUGAUAUGACCUUGGCAGAGAAGAGAGGAGUGCCCAAAGGACUGUUAGCAGGUGGAGACAUAUUGGAGUAUAAUAAUAAUAUUCAUGUAAUAAAUUCUACAGAGAAUGGAAAAAUCGAGGCCUCUGUAGGUAAAGGCUUGUCCAAGUUUUACGCACUUCACAAAAAGGCGUAUUCUAAGAGGCACCACAGUCAACUCUCACUUAAAGUUGAAAACUUGGAGCAAGACAACGUGUGGAAAAGCAGCACGUGCGUUACACAGGAGCAUCUGAACGGAAACGUUAUACCCCAACUGGAAAAAGUUUUCUGUCACAUGCCAGCAGAGAUCAAGGAAAGCGCCAGCGUAGAAGUCCGGAUGAUAGAUUUUGCUCAUGUGUUUCCUAGCAACACAAAGGAUGAGGGCUACAUUUAUGGUCUGAAGAAUUUAAUCAUAGUACUUCAGGAUAUUUUGGAUAACUAAAUUAUUUGCUAUGGUUUUUACUGGGGGCCAACGAUAAAGAAGAGCAACAACAUGAAGAAUUUCUGCACUUGUAAUGCUGUGUAACUGGGUUUAUAUUGUUCUAUAUUUUAUUUGUCUUUGUACUUUUGGUAGAAGGGUUUAACUUUUUAUAAUCUUACUCAGGAAAAUAAUUGAUAGUGAAUUAGGGAGUGUGAAAGGCUGUGGAUACUGGAGAUUAAGCAAGAUAGGUAAAUGACUAGAACGAAAUAUGGCUGGCUUAAAUCCAAGGAGUACAGUUGUACAAUAAGCAAGGGUUAUGUUAGUUCCUGUAACGACUUUAGCAUAGUUAACAUUUGCCCACUUAGCCUUGACACUGAGCCGUAUCUCCAUUAACAGGUUUUUAGAAAACGGACUGAAAACUCUCGAACAUGCGGGAUUGAUAUCCCCAGUGCUGCCCUCUUGUGUUUACUAUAUCUGAAUAACUGGAGUUAACCCUGCUUGGACAGAAAUCCCCUUUUGAGUCAGUAGUCUAACCUGGAAGCCAGUGUAUCUUAUCAGAAAGUGCUUUGCAAUGUCCCGGGAUGAUAGUUCUGUUCUUUCAGCCCUGGGGCGGGCGCUUCCCCUCAUGGUGGUUGUUCGGAGCUGAUGUUCACCACAGACAAGCUGCAACGUAAGUUGUGUCGCGGUGCUAAGAAAAUGCUGGAGUAAAAUACCGUAACAGACUUAAACUGCACAACUGCUAGAGAAGCUGUGUUCGUAAGAAGGGGUGAAAGAAUGCAAACACGAGAUGUUCCAGGAACUAAUUUAGUUUAGGAGCUUAAGUCAAUCUGUUAGUGGAGUGUCUGAUACGACUGAGGGAAAUGCCUCACUCCUUUGUUCUGAUGGCCCUUCUCCAAAAACAUUGCUUUUAAAAGCAAACUGAUCGAGAUUUCCUCUAGCCACUUGUAUUUUUGCAUCAAGCUUUUCACAUUUCCACUGCUGGGGAGCACCAGCCUGAAACGACGAGCAAUACAGGUGAAGGACCUUUUACUGCGAAGAUCCAGUCAGCCCUGGAGCAAGCAGACAUAUCUCACAUAUCUCUGCUUGUCGAAGAGGAGUUGAGGCCCUUUUUCUUUUAUGACAUGUAGGAGAGGGGUGUAAUUUGAAGGUUGUCACACUUCCUACUUUUUCACAGGAAAACUAAAGCUUUCUUGUGGAAUAUUGGAGAUCAGGAUGAUAUAUCCAAAGCAUUUUUGGUGUGUCUCUUCUGUGUGCUGCAUACGUGGCUGUCCUACCUAUAUAGUCAGCUAUAUGGAAAGUUGGGACAGAGGAGUCUUGCCAUCUGUAGAGCGAGAUUUUAAUGCUUUAACCAAGCCCCAGAAGUAGAACUUUUUAGAGUGGAUUUGGUCAUUGGAAACAUACAUUUUUCACACGUGGAUUUCGUGUGACACCAUGGCAUUGCUGCUCUCUGCGUGAUGUUCUGCACUACGCACUCAUGUGUACAUGUCUUUGCAAGAUCUCGAUUUGACAUAUUUUUUCUAUAUCAGAAAGAGAGAAAUACUUUUUCAAAUAAAUAUGCUGUUUUAAUUAAAGCUGAAAUUUUAGCUCUUUGAGAACCUGCGUUAAUUGGAAGAAACAGGGUAUUAUGUGUACAACUACAUUGUUUAGAGCUAAUAUUGGCCAAUACUUUCAAGAAUGAAACCAAUCUGUUAGUAACAUCAUGUUUUUGAAGCAUGGGACAAGACGCUUGCAGGAGGGACAGUAUCAUUUUGUUGAAAAUUUUAUGCAAAUUAUGGUGAAGGCUGAGGGGAAAGUAUCAGGAAGAGAAAGUAUUUUUUUCUACCUGCUAUUUCCAUUGCACCAUACAGCUAAUGUAUUCCUAACUCUCUGUGAACUAAUUUAAGCCAUAUUCUAGGAAGAGUUUGUGGUUUUGUUUGCUUUGACGCUGGUUUAUCUGUUAUGAUUUUGUUCUUCUAUCCUGCACAUAGUCAACACUAGGGUAGUCUAGGCUUGUAGUGGCCUCAUGUGAUAAAUUCACCAUGUUUUAUAGAAAAUAUGGGGGGGAAACACUUAUAUAAUGGUGUUUUUGUCCUCUGUAAUUCAUCUCUUCUGGAUUUUAAUCCAUUUUGUGCUGGAGAAAUCAGACAUCUGCCUCAAAGAAGUCAGUCAUUGGAAAAUGAUCUGUAUGCUCUUAGUAUAAGCUCAUUCUCCUGUCUCUGCUUUAAGAUAUAAGUCUUCAGUGUUUGAAUGCUCUUGAAGUAUUGAUUGUUGUGUUGACUAUGGCAGUGUUUGUAAUGCACCUGGAAUAUUGUUAAGCCGUCAGAAUAUUUUAAAUUAAAUAAAGUAAUUUUAUCAUGUUUUUUUACCAGUAGUUAUUAUUGAUAUAUUUCUGUUAAUUUAAAAUGUAGCUUGAGAGAUAACAGUAUUUUUAAUGGGAAGUUGUGUAAAUGAAGCUUGCUGUAGAGGUGUUUUGGCAUAGUACCAACUGUGAAUUUCUGCCUGCAAAGGCGUUAUAUUCACAUUGUUCUUGCACAUUUUAGAUUUGGUGUUUCUAGAUGGUGUUUCAGAUCACUUUCAGUUUUAGAUGUAUUCGCAGAAAUCAUUAAACAGAUUAUGGAGUUAAUUAUAAAAUGAAGAGGGGUACACUGGUCACUAAACAUACGUAUUGCCAUCAUCUCCUUCCCUCGCAGUGAUGCCUCUGUUGUUCUCUAUACGAAGUGUACGGGACAGGCGACGCUUACAUGGAAAUCUUCAUGGAAACAGUAACAAGGCUUAUAGAUAUUUCUGUCCCGUAAAUCAGGUCCCUUCCCCAGACCGGUGUGGUGUAUCUGUCGUCGAUGAAACGCGGCUGGUUCGAUUUUAAGCAAUAAGAGUUUGAUUUAGCAGAAUCGAUUGUCAAAAGGGAAGAUUCUUGGAGACGUUGUCAUUGAUGUACUCUCGGAAAAUACACUGUUCUGAAGACUUCCUACCUAGGUGAUUGUGAGAAUUGUGUAUAGGCUUACCUAAUGAGAGCUUGAAUUGUAUCAAGUUUUUUAAAAAAAGCAUUUACAUAUGUGCUAUUUUUGGAUAUGGGUGGAACUUGUUGCAAAACUUACGUUGGAAAUUAUUAUACCAUUAUGAAAUGUUUAAAAUAUUUUAAUCUAAUCAUUCUAAUCAUUUUACGAACUAAACCGGAGACUUUACAUAUAGUUGUGAUUCAUAUGAAGCUUGUACUGUUUUCUCUUCCCCCCUCCCCCUGCUGUAAUGCAUACUCAGAUUGUUUUUCCAUAACCCUGUAGUUUCAUGGAGAAAUUUUAAAGUGCUCGGUAGAUCAGGAAAUCACUAACUCCCCUUAGUUUGAUUAAUGGAGUGCAUGUGUUGUUGACAUACUUCAGUGCACGUGGUAUUUUAAGUACUAUUACUGAAUUAUACAUCUAAAGCCCCAGUAAAACUUCCUCACCUGCAUCAGGGAAGGCAUCACCUGCGCUGGCCUGAACUUACGCAGCAUUGUAAUUGUUCUGCUUCACCAUGUGAAGUAUUCCCAAGGACAGGAGGACAGUGGAAGAAUAGAGACUCACAUCUGCAUCUGCUGUUUAAAGUUACGAUUAGUUGUUCAUCCUCCCUCCUAUUUUCUUUUUUCUUCCAAGUAAGCUUUCCUCCUGAGUGCCUUCUUCAGCCCGUGCCACUGGUAAGCUCCUGUAGCAUCAUUAUGGAAUGAUUUAAAGCGAGAUUUUUAUUUCCUAAAAAAACUUACACCACCCAACUGCUCUUAAAGUCAGGUAUGGAAAAACACCAUCAAAAUGCCUCAAGUCCUGUGGGAAAUGCAAUUUCCUUUCUGCAGACUUGCCUGUGGAAGAGCAGGAGCAGAAGUUAGUGGAGAGCAUAGUUUGCUGUGAGACUGGUUCAUAGGUUUUAUGAAACUUCUUUAUUUGUGUUUUGAAGAAGAUGUUUCGGGGGCAAGGUGAGUGACAGCCAAACUGUAUGAAGUUUUCCUUUUCUUGCUGCAAUGAAUACCGAGGUUUGGGCACAAGAAGGUAGCACGGUGGGAAGCAAUGAAAGGUCCUAAGGAGCAGUGAGUAGGACAUCUGGUCCAUUCUGCAGUGCAGGUAAUCGCUGUGGAUAAAAUCCAAACAAGUGUCUCGCAGGGAGAAUAGCCAUGAAUAUUCAUUGAGUUACAACAGACCCUUGUAGAAUGUUAUCCCUGAAGCAGGUGCCUCUCUGUAGCAACAGACCAAACACUUGUCCUUGUUCACAGCAAUGUGCAAAUGAAAGCUGCAGAAAAGGUUGACGUCCAAAGGACAAAUGUAACUGAGCAGUGUUUGAAAGGGAAAGUGUGAGGAAAGCUGAGCAUUGUACAGCAGAAAACAUAACUUCAAGAAAUAUCUUUUACUGUAGUCUUGUUUAGUGGCUAUGGGCCCUGUGUAUUUCGAGUUUAAUUUGUUUGUUAUAGGACAUUCAACAGCAAAUAGUCGGAGCAAGGGUACUUCCAAAACACCUUAGUUUGAAUUGUGUACAUUGGUUCAAAUAGUUAUAUUUUUUUAAAAAGUGACCUGUGAAGUAACUUCCAAAUACAAUGUGUGUUGCACCUGACUAUAAGUGAAACUAGAGUGCACAAAGGCACUUUAAUACUCUGGGAACUGUACUGGAAAACGAAAGCAUGUGAAAUUGCACCUGGUGUUGUGUUGUUAAUUGUUUUUACAGUCUAAAAUUCUACAUUAAUUAUGCCUGAUAGGUGAAUGUAUCUAGUCUGAUCUCAGUUUCUUUGAUUCAAGUGUCUAAAGCCGUCACUCAAUCUCCUCUAAUUUGUAUGCGUUUAUAAUUUAAUUUGCUAUUUUUGGCCAUUACUGGACUGCAGGGGGUAUUGUUAAUAUUACAUGUGUUAUUUUAUAGAACAUUGUACUAUGCUAUCUACCAACUUUUGUAACUUAAUUGGAAGUGAUAUUGAGGGUAAUUCUAAUAGCUGUGUAUUUGGCAAAUUAUUAAAAAUUCCUGCAAGUGA